AUGCAUGAAGACUCGUCCUCGACAGACGAACCGCAAUCUCCUCUGGGCAUUCUGCAGCUCUUGCGGAAUGUCCAGCGGAGGCUAGCAUUGCAUGAUGAAGACCACAGUCCUCGGGUCAGCCUCUACAUCGAGGCUGCGAUUCGAAACUGCCUCAUGACCCAGCACCACAAUCACAGAACACUUAAGCCGCCAACAACGUACCAACCAUCUCGACAAGCAUCUAGUACAUCCAGCACAUCCUCGUCGUCGACCAACAGCUUCAACAAGAGCAUCGGUCCCCCUCGCAGCAACACUCUCGAUCGUCCGAAGACGUCCCGCAACAACAAUGCCCGCCCCAUUCACACCCGAUCCAAGAGCCAGGCCGCCACAAGACCCCGCACCGCACAUGGGCUAUAUGAGGAGGAAAGGCAUGAGCCACCCUCCAAGACUCAGACUUUCGAUGUGGAUGGCCGAGUAGGCGACAUGGAGAAUCAGUUCAAGGAGCUAAAGGACAUGGUCAAUAACACCCUCAGCGAGAGAAAAGGCCAUGUUGACGCCCUUGAACUGGCCAAAGGCAGAGUAACCGAACUUGAACGUGAAAGAGACAGGCUUGAAAGCCGAAACGAGCGUCUUAGAACCGAAGUUGAUGGAGCCAAGGAUGACCUUCGCCAUCUCCAUCACGAAUUAGAGAGACAAAAAUGGGAAUCAAAUCGCCAGAUUGAGGACCUAAACCGCCAACACCGAGAAACCGUCGAGGAUCUCUCCCGCCAACAUCGCAGUGCCGUCGACGAUCUGAGCAAAGAGCUUGAUUAUCUCAAAGACCAGGAAUCCAAGGAGCACCAACAACGAAUAGAAGGACUUACACGCCACUACCAACAGGAGCUCGAUGAUGAGCGCCAAAAGAAGGAGCGCGAGAUUAAAGAUCUGCGGCUACGAUUGGGUAAUGAGCAUGACGACAUGAAUAGCGCCAUGCAGCGCAAAGACAGAGAGAUGCAAGAAAUGCGUUCUGCAAUGGAGGGUUUACGAUCUGAUCUAGAGCGUGAGAGGGCUCUCAAGAGCAGCUUGCAGACGAACAUCGCAGAGUUGUCCGCAUCAAAUACAACUCUGGAGGCCAAGAUCAACUCACUUCGCUCGCAAGUCGAGUUUCUCGAGUCAGACAGCAAGGCACAGUCUGAUUCAUUCGCCAAUAUGGAGGCUCGCCUUCAAGAUGCCAUGCGCAUUGCCGAGGAAGCUCGACAGAAACUCAUCAAGGAAGAGACGGAGAGACGUGUGCUUUUCAACAAGUAUCAAGAGCUCAAGGGAAACAUCCGAGUCAUGUGCAGAGUUCGACCUAUUCUGCAUCAGUCAGAAGGAGAACAGGCCGGCAUGUCCUUCCCUGAUGAAAAGACUUCUGCUGAAAUCGUUCUGGCCGGGCCAGAGGAGAAGAGCAGCCUCGGGCACAUUACUCGAAAGAACUAUCCCUUUGAGUUUGACCGUGUAUUCGUCCCCGGCACGCAGAACGAAGAGGUCUUUGGAGAAAUUUCCCAGCUUGUGCAGAGCGCCUUGGACGGGUACAAUGUAUGUAUCUUCUGUUACGGUCAGACCGGAUCAGGAAAGACACACACCAUGUCAUCAAGCGAUGGCAUGAUUCCCAAAGCCACGCACAUGAUUUACGACACCAUCACCAAACUCAGGGAGAAAUCGUGGGAGUACAGCAUGGAGGGCUCAUUCGUGGAGGUUUACAACGAAGAGCUGAACGAUCUUCUCACUCCAAACGAUCACCAUCAUAAGUCCAAGAAGCUGGAAAUCCGACACGAUGAUGCCCGCAAGCAGACAACCAUCCUCAACUGCAAGACGGUGCCUCUGGAUUCUGCAUCCAGUGUCGAGACGAUGCUCCAGGAAGCGCAAAAGAAUCGAUCGGUGGCAGCCACCAAGGCCAAUGAGCGAUCAUCACGGUCUCAUAGCAUAUUCAUUCUGAAGCUCAUUGGCGAGAACUAUGCCACCGGCGAGCGCUGCGAAGGUACCCUGAACCUGGUUGAUUUGGCCGGUUCAGAGCGAUUGAAGCACUCACAAGCCGAGGGUGAUCGAAAGAGAGAGACUCAGAACAUCAACAAGAGUUUGAGCUGUCUAGGCGAUGUCAUCGAAGCCCUUGGCAAAGGGUCCGGGCAUAUCCCUUACCGGAACUCCAAGUUGACGCAUCUUCUGCAAUACAGUCUAGGAGGGAACAGCAAGACGCUCAUGUUCGUAAUGGUCUCCCCUCUGGAGACUCAUUUGAAGGAAACCUUAACCAGUUUAAGGUUCGCAACAAAGGUCCACAAUACCCAUAUUGGUACCGCAAAAGCAACAAAAAAGAUAAAGGCCAGCGACUACUAG
Molecule: messenger RNA, 2331 nt
Organism: Clonostachys byssicola
Lineage: Eukaryota; Fungi; Ascomycota; Sordariomycetes; Hypocreales; Bionectriaceae
Source: the annotation of a GenBank genome assembly